UGAAGAUUGGACAGUAGCUCUGGAACUUGUCGACAUCUUCCGACCGCUCGGUGGUUUUUCGAUUUUCUCAGGAGGUUUGGCGAUUCCGACUUUUGAAGAACGCAUAGCGAAGGCAAAGGUCUCUUGAUGCUCCUCCGAUAGCGCAAUCACUGUCAUCCCGUCGUCAUAAUGGUUUUGAGCUGUACGGCAAGGGCACUGAAGUUUUCUCUAUUCGUUUUCAAUUUGGUCUUUCUGUUCUGCGGCCUUGUAUGCGUAGGAAUUGGUACAUGGUUAGUUCUCGACAAAUAUGCAAUUGAUAAUCUUGCCUUUGCCACAGCUCAAAUUCAAGGCUACGAGCAAGAUGCCGGCCUCAGAGAUCUGGCUACAAAACCUACUGCAGUUCGGCAGAUCGGGUACUUGCUAUUAGUUGGUGGCUUACUCGUCAUAUUCGUCGCAUUUCUUGGUUGCUGCGGAGCGGCAAAAGAAUGGAGACCUCUGCUGUGCUGUUAUGCCACGUGCCUCAUGGUCAUCCUUGCAACUGAAAUUGCAGCUGCGAUUUAUGCCGCUAUGCACAGUCACAUGUUCGAAAACGACUUCCGGGAGAUUCUGCGCGCUUCAUUACGUCUAUAUAAUGGUACUGAUAGUGUGAGAGAAAACCAACGUGAUGGUAUGCUUAUGAAGGCAGCAUGGGACAAGCUGAUGCUAGAGAAAUCGUGCUGUGGAGUUGAUUCCAAAGUUGGAGAAUUCAAAGAAUCCGGCUGGUACCAAAUAACAAAAGGACGUUAUGCGUUCCCGCCAGCAUGCUGCCCUCCGGAUGCGAAUGGGAAGCUCAAGUCUGUAUGCAAUCUGAUAUCGCGGCAUCCCGAUGGAUGUUAUGCGAAAAUCGCCGAGUCAUUCCAAGAGCUCACAUCACAUUUCAAAAUUGUGUCGUGGACUGUCGUGUUGAUUGCUUUGAUACAGGUGUUUGGAAUUAUUGAAACGGGCUGCGUAGUUCACAUGUAUCACCUCAAUCGACUUCAGUUUUCUGCAACACUCGGCAUUAUUGUUGUUCUACUUGUUCUUCAGGUGAUCGGAUGUGUUCUGGCGUGUACAUUGUGCCGACGCGUUCGCAUAGAAAUGUUAUAUUAUUAUUGAGUGUAAAUUAUGGUGUUAUAUAAAGG
Molecule: messenger RNA, 1139 nt
Organism: Cylicocyclus nassatus
Lineage: Eukaryota; Metazoa; Nematoda; Chromadorea; Rhabditida; Strongylidae
Source: the annotation of a GenBank genome assembly